Molecule: messenger RNA, 337 nt
Organism: Dentiscutata erythropus
Lineage: Eukaryota; Fungi; Glomeromycota; Glomeromycetes; Diversisporales; Gigasporaceae
Source: the annotation of a GenBank genome assembly
UCCACCACCAAGAACAGAACUCAUGUCCGAUAUUAUAUCUGAUAAGGUCUAUUAUUAUAGUGGAUUUGGAGCUAUCGGCACAAUGAAUUAUUUUUUUUAUAUUGACUUAACGCAGCCAUUUUAUAGUUUUUCACCUCCAUAUCAAUACAUAAAAUAUUUAGAUUAUAGAGGUGGUGCUAGUGCCAACUCUGAUACAAAUAAUAUAUAUCUUUUUAGUGGUUAUGGUAAUUCUGAUGACCCACCUCCUGGUGAACUUUAUAUAAUUCAAUCACUUUCAACGGAUCCGGUAAUAAAUUAUAUUCAAGAUACGAAUUCAACACCUUCUUCGAGAAAAUAG